Rubroshorea leprosula is the source of this 1299-nucleotide messenger RNA. The record is from the annotation of a GenBank genome assembly. NCBI's taxonomy places the organism in Eukaryota, Viridiplantae, Streptophyta, Magnoliopsida, Malvales, Dipterocarpaceae.
UUUGGUGAACCUCAUCCAACCUCCUCAUCGCUACCCUUUCUUAAUUUCUCUUCAAAAGCUACAAGAAGCUGCAAGAGUUUGCUCGCAAAGACUCACAUGGGUGGUUCAAGGGGGCAUGUGACAUCAGGCCUUGCAUUCCUUGCACUUGGUUCAUGGCAUCUCUUUAAUCACAUCAAGCUCCAUUUACUCCACCCAAAUUCAUACACAUGUCCUCCAUGGUUUCCCACCUCCAAAAUAAGGUAUAUUGAGCUUCUCUUGAUCAUGCUUUUCUCCUCCAUUUUCAUCUCUACGGAGAUCUUCAUUGGCCAUGAAAGGCACCGACCUCUUGACGCUGAUGGAAGCAUCUCAACAAAUCGCCUCAACAACUUAGAACACUCUGCCAUAACAAUUAGCUUCUUUGUCUAUGCUGCUUUUGCAAUCCUCCUUGACAAAGCAGCCCCAAAAGCCCAACAUGGCUGGACACAGUUCCUAGGAGCUCUAGCCUUUGCUCAACAGCUUCUCCUCUUCCACUUCCACUCGGCGGAUCACAUGGGCGUUGAGGGUCAUUACCACCUUCUCUUCCAAUGUGUGAUUAUUGUUUCUUUAGCCACUACUCUAAUGGGAAUUGGCAUGCCUAAGAGCUUCAUGAUCAGCUUUUUGAGGUCCCUAAGUAUUUUCUUCCAAGGGGUCUGGCUCAUCGUCACGGGCUACAUGCUUUGGACCCCGGCGUUGAUUCCUAGAGGUUGCUUCCUCCACCUUGAACAGGGUCAAAAAGUAGUUAGAUGCUCGAGCCAUGAAAUGCUACAUCGAGCCAAAUCAUUGGUGAACCUUCUAUUCAGCUGGCUCCUAGUGGCUAUUGCCGUUUUUGGAGUCACUUUCUAUCUUGUUUUGGCCAAGCUCUACGGUAAAAAUGUUGAGCACUUGAGACUAGAAAAAGAAGAGGUAAAGGAAGAGACCGACCAUGUUGAAUUACAGGAGAAAAGCAAGCUGCUUGGGGAGUCAAAGAUUUUCAGUAUGGAGAUUUGCACCAAUUAACAUUGAAAGUUCUAGUUGGUCGGUUUUGCGUUAAUGAUUUAUCUAUUAGGUACCAUGGAGUAUCAACUAUCAUGUUUCUGAAAUCCCUUGAACAAAAAAGAAGAAAAAAACUUGUAACAUCGGCAGUACCGGAAGUGCAUCCAAAUCCAUCCAUUGCUCUUAGUCAUGGUUCAAGUUCAAAGGGACGGUCUAUCUAUGUUGUAAAAAUUUUCAUUUCCCGCAGCUCCCCACGUUGUCUCAAUCAUGGAAAGAACGUUACGUAUAUAAGAAAAAGUUACAUUGCUA